Molecule: messenger RNA, 804 nt
Organism: Colletotrichum scovillei
Lineage: Eukaryota; Fungi; Ascomycota; Sordariomycetes; Glomerellales; Glomerellaceae
Product: stcQ
Exons: 1
Coding region: 1-804 (267 amino acids)
Source: RefSeq, a predicted model, not a curated record
AUGCCUACAUACGCCAUUAUAGGGGCAACAGGGAACACAGGAACGGCACUAAUUGAGCAACUAUCUCAAGACCCUGCCGCCCACAUCCGAGCCUUUUGCCGCGACAAGAACAAGUUGCUCAAAGCAUCGCCCUACGUCCUCGACAGUAAACGGGUAGAGGUCUUUGAGGGAAGCAUUGACGACGUCGAACUCCUCGCGCAAUGCAUCCAAGGCGCCAGAGCCGUGUUCCACGUUGUUAGCACAAAUACGAACGUGCCGGAUUGUCAUGUCGGUCUUGAUACAGCGAAGGGCAUCGUGGGUGCCCUGAACAUGAUCGAGGCCGUGUCUUGGUCAUAUGAUGUUGCGCAGCGCGAGAAGCUGCCCAAGAUCGUCCUCCUUUCAUCCGCGACCAUUGAAGACCACCUGUCCAAGCACACACCCGUGUGGCUCCGCGCCAUUUUACUCAGGUCUGCAUCAAAUGUAUACGAAGACCUCCGGCAGACCGAGGCGUUUCUACGGACACAUGGCGACAGGAUCACUACCAUUUUUAUCAAGCCUGGUGGCCUAUCCGUCGACAAGCAGAGAGGUCAUAGGUUAGAUAUGAAUCGAGAAGAGUCCUUCAUCUCGUAUCUGGACCUAGCGGCCGCGAUGCUAGAAGCAGCGAACGAUGAGAGUGGGCAGUACGAUAUGCGGAAUGUUAGCGUUGUCAAUUCUGGUGGAAGCGCGAAGUUGCCAUCUGGAACGCCUUGGUGUAUCUUGACUGGUUUACUUCGUCAUUACUUUCCGUUCGCGCACCCCUACCUUCCAACGCCGGGGCCUGCUUGA